This is a messenger RNA of Serendipita indica DSM 11827, 534 nucleotides long. NCBI's taxonomy places the organism in Eukaryota, Fungi, Basidiomycota, Agaricomycetes, Sebacinales, Serendipitaceae. The record is from the annotation of a GenBank genome assembly.
AUGGGCGACCUGCAAAGAAUGCUCAGCGUGUUUUUCAAUGUUCCAAUCACUGUACGACGUGUAUAUGUCUCUCCAACGCCCAGCCCACGGCCCAUCCCGUCACCCUCGAACCCAAUCGUUCAGAACCGCCGCGUCCAUCUGUUGACGGCUCCCAAGUCUCUAGUGGGCGAAAGCGACGCGUCAGAGGGCGGCUCAUGCCUUCACCAACGUGUUGUCUGCGUCGCAACCUCUGUUGUCCGCAUCACGUCAGAGCCGGCAGCUCAACGCUUUUUGGACGAACGUUACGCAAUUGGACAAGUCUUCCGAAUUCUAGGCAGAGUGGCCGACUUUCACCUGCUCGAGGUCGAAACGGGACAGGGAAACGGGAGCAUCGGAAAGCCUGGAAAGGAGUAUCUGAAGCGCAAGUACCUGCUCAAAACAGAAGGUUUCGAAUGUGAAAUCGUCGAGGUCUUUGUCGACCGCGAAAUGUUUUCGAUGAACAACCAGGAAUGGCUGGCCACUCCGGACGACUUUAUUGACACAGAUUUGAACUAA